Messenger RNA from Cloeon dipterum, 3183 nucleotides. RefSeq names its product ubiquitin carboxyl-terminal hydrolase 48-like. Gene Ontology annotation, molecular function: cysteine-type deubiquitinase activity. Gene Ontology annotation, cellular component: cytosol; nucleus. Gene Ontology annotation, biological process: protein deubiquitination. Bases 115 to 3051 code for a protein of 978 amino acids. The transcript is spliced from 17 exons. NCBI's taxonomy places the organism in Eukaryota, Metazoa, Arthropoda, Insecta, Ephemeroptera, Baetidae. The record is from RefSeq and is a predicted model, not a curated record.
GGCGGUCCAAGGCCACGACUGACGGCAGCGGCAACCGGUUGAAUCCUUGUUUUGACUUGUCCAGAGUGGAUUUGGCGCGUAGAGCGUCCAUCCGUGUCUGCAGAUCGGCGAAACAUGUCCAAGAGCAAGUGGCCGUGGGCCAAGGAGGUGAAGGGCGUGGACGACGUUCGGCCGACGCACCUCGAGGACGCAUACUGCCUCGUCUCGAAGCCGUGCAACCGCGGCAAGCACCGGCCGUGCAAGUACAACCCGCGGUGCGUGGACGUGGUGCUCGAGCGUCACUGGGCCAGGGACGAGCCGCCGCGCUCCAAAACGCAGACGCGCCUCAAGGACGACAAGGUGCGCUUCGCAGGACUGAAGAACGCCGGCGCCCUGUGCUACUGCAACGUCUUCCUCCAGCUCUGGUUCCACAACCCGCACUUCAGAGACGCCAUCUACAAGUGGCACCCUGUGGAGGACGGCGAGAUGACGGCCGAGGAAUUCGUGUCUAGCGAGCUGUACGUGCCGCCGGCGCACUCGAUCAUCGGCCAGCUGCAGCUCAUCCUCGCCGAGAUGGAGUUUGGAAACUCAAACGUGGUGGACCCGAUCGCGCUGGCCGAGGCGUUGAACCUGAACCAGACGGCGCACCAGGACCCGCAGGAGUUCGCGACGCUGUUCCUCAACUGCAGGAGCUACAUCGCGGACAACAUCACGCACAAGCUGCUGAUGACCGAGUACCACUCCGUCAUCAGGUGCAACGAGUGCGGCCAGGCCAACACGACCAGCAACUCGAUGCUCAACUUUGAGCUGCCGCUGUCGGCCAAGAAGCAGACCGUGUCCGAGAUCAUCAAGCAGACGAUGGACGGCGAGACGCUGGACGGUGACAACCAGUACUUCUGCACGCGCUGCGCCAAAAAGUGCGACGCCCUCAAGAAGCUCGAGUUCACCAAGCUGCCGCCGACGUUCAUGGUGCAGGUGCUGCGCUCCGAGUUCAACAGGGAAAAGAACCAAAUCACCAAGCUGAAAACGUUCCUGGAAAUCCCGCAGCAGCUGGAGCUGGGCGCGUUCGCUGCCAAGGACGCGCCCCUGUCGCACUCGUCCUACAAGCUGAGCGCCGUCGUCGUCCACCUCGGCACGGAGGUCUCUGGCGGACACUACAUUGUGAACAUCAGGGACGCCAAGAGCGGCAAGUGGUUCUCCUUCAACGACGUCAGCGUGGAAAACAUGAACAAAGACUGCUUAGUGGAGGGCGCGAAGAGCUGCAAGGCGAGCAAGGUGGAGGCGGACUCGCUGCUGUCCAACAUCGCCUACCUGGUCGUGUACGACUCGGUGGCGGCGGCGAGCGUCGAGCCCGAGCUGCCGGCGUGGCUGCUGCCGGUGAUCGAAACGCGCAACCGCGAGCUGGAGCUGUCCGAGGGGCUGCUGGCGUCCGAGGAGCUGCAGCGCACCACCCAGUGGCAGAGCAACAAGGAGUACAUGACACACAUGCAGCAGAUCAUCGGCGCCAAGACGCACAACGCAGAGUUCGUGCCGCUCAAGUGGCUGUGUGCGUGGGCCGAACACCCGCAGACCAAAACCAAGAUCGACAACGAGCCCUUCCUCUGCCCGCACAAGCGGCUCGCCUUCACCAAGGUCUGCGCCACCAGGCUCGUCAGCACAAAUGCGGCGGAGGAGCUGUUCGAGAUGUACGGCGGAGGUCCGCGGCUGGCGCUGAAGCAGAGCCUGUGCCACGAGUGCGUGGCGGCGCACUGCAAUUUGCUGCAGCUGAACGAGAGGCUGGAGAAGGACGCCAAGUGGGUGUCGCAGGACGUGAAGCGGCCCGGCGCGCCCGCCUUCUGGGUCAGCAAGAGCGGCUUCGCGCGCUGGAAGGGCCUCGCCAGGGCCAGGAUCGAGUGCCGCCUCGCCGAGUGCGAGGACAAGGACGAAAAGGAGGACAAGGAGGAGAGCGGCGACGACGCGGACAAGCCCCAGCCCGUCCAGCCCGCGCAGGUGCCUCCGCCGGCCCCGUCCACCGACGAGCCCGACCCCAGCACCUUCGUCUUCAACUCGGAUCUGCUCUGCCAGCACGGCGGUUUCACGACGAACGAGAACGUGCGGCGUCUAGUCUCGGCGGAGGUGUUUGAGCGGCUGCGGGCGUACCUUCCGGACGCGCUGGAGCUGCCGCAGGACGCGGCCACCUGCAAGAGUUGCCAGGAGGUCGACCUGCUGGCCAGCAAGCGGCAGGUGCAGCUGGAGGAGGUGGCGCGGCAGCUCAGGGAGAAGGUGCCGGCGCUGCUGUCCUUCCCGAACGCCACCAACCCCAACAACAAACACGUCGCCUACGAGACGCGCGCCAGCAGGCCGGACACCCUGUUCGUCGUCAGCUUCGACUUUGUGCUCGAGCUCAGCAGGUUCGCCAGGAACCCUGGAAAGGCGUCGGCGCCGUCUGAGAUUUCGAACGCGUCGUUGAUGUGCAAGCACCAAAAAUUGCACGUGGACCUUGGUCUGAACGGCCGCUUCGAGGCGCUGGAGAGCGACAAGAGCUUCUGGGUGCUGGUCGAACCCUGCGAGUGGAAACUGCUGGCCAGGCACUUCGUCUACGACUACCAGAUCGAGCUGCACACCGCCACCUCCGAACAGGACGUCGACCGCGUCGAACCAGAGGUGUGCGCCGAGUGUCUGUUGCUGAGGAAGAAGACUGUCGAGUUCUCGUACAAGGGCUGCUACCUGCAAAUCCGCAGGGUCGAGCUGGACGCGAAGAAGGCCGACGAGCACUCGCGGUCCAAGAGACGCAGGCACAAGGACCAUUUCGAGAUCAAGGUCAACGCCCUCGACACCCUUCGCGCAGUCAAGACUAAGAUCAUGAAGAAGCUGGCCAACAACUCGUGCUUCAGCGACCUGCAUCUGUGGACCGAGGACGGCCGCGACCUCAGCGACCUGGCGCUCACCCUGCAGGACUACCAGGUGCGCCAGGGCGGCGUGCUGCUGCUCAAGGAGGACAAGCUGAGCAACGAGUCGGACGAGGAGCGGCCCUCCGCCAUGCUAGUCGACCCCGAGCAGGGCUUCACUGGAACCAUUCUGGCGCAGCAGUGAAUCCAAGUGCAUUUACUUUUUUCUACUACUAUAUAUUGCCGCGCAUCAAGUGCCUCGUCUCUCGUGUUUUUGUUUCUUGCCCCAAACCUGUUAUACUAUUGAAUAUAAUAAUUUUGAUAAUAAAGUGACAAA